This is a messenger RNA of Dendrobium catenatum, 1808 nucleotides long. RefSeq names its product chaperone protein dnaJ 16. NCBI's taxonomy places the organism in Eukaryota, Viridiplantae, Streptophyta, Magnoliopsida, Asparagales, Orchidaceae. The transcript has 12 exons. The record is from RefSeq and is a predicted model, not a curated record. The coding region runs from base 368 to 1612 and encodes 414 amino acids.
GUCGGCAGGUACUCAGUGAUUGGUACACGAUAACAGAUAUCGCUGUUCCUCCUCUCCUCAUUGCUCCCUCGCGUCAUUCUCCCCAGCGCCGGCUCACCUAAAAUCCCUCGCUUUUUCACCGGAGCUGUCGAAAUCGCUACAGACUAAGUCGACAUCGGCGUCUCUUACGUCACUCUAUCCUUCAUUUUCCUCUAUCACAGGCCUCCUUCUCCUCUCCUGCUCCCUCCGCGAUCGAAUUCGAAAUGAUAGAUCGGCGAGGCCCUGAGCCUCAUUGCAGAUCGAUGCCAUUCCGGAAGGAUUCGUGGUGAACAUGGGUUUUUUGGAGCUCCACGGCUAGAUUUUGCAUCACCUUCCUGUCCGUGAGAGAAUGCCGGCGCCGGGCUUCUCUUCGAAGCCGGAGAAAAAGGGUGAGUCUGCGGCGAAGCAUCAACAGCAGCGGAGAGACCCCUAUGAGGUUCUCGGUGUCUCUUGUAACUCCACGGAUCAGGAGAUCAAGAGCUCCUACCGGCGAAUGGCCCUAAAGUACCAUCCAGACAAGAAUCAGAAUGAUCCAAUAGCAGCCGACAUGUUUCAGGAGGUCACAUAUUCAUACAAUAUCCUAUCUGAUCCAGAUAAAAGGCGACAAUAUGAUACAUCAGGUUUUGAGGCCAUUGAUUCUGAAAGCCAAGAGUUGGAGCUGGACCUUUCAAGUCUAGGGACAGUAAACACCAUGUUUGCCGCUCUUUUUAGUAAGCUUGGCGUGCCAAUUAAGACAACAGUAUCAGCUACUGUCUUGGAAGAGGCACUUAAUGGCUCUGUGACUGUUCAGUCCCUUCAGUUUGGGAAUUCUUUGUGUAGAAAAGUUGAAAAACAGUGUGCCCAUUUCUAUUCCGUUGAUGUAACUGAAAAUGAGUCAAAAAUGGGGCUAGUCUGUCGAGUGCAUUCAAGAGGAAGGAGCAAAUUCAAGUUGCUUUACUUUGAGCAGGAAGAUAACGGUGGGCUCAGCCUUGCAUUACAGGAAGACAGUACAAAAACGGGAAAGGUUUCCUCGGCUGGCAUGUUUUUUCUUUGUUUUCCAGUAUACCGGUUUGAUCAGACUAAAUCUAUGGCAGCUGCUAAGGAUCCUGAUUCAGCCUUUUUCAGAAAAUUAGAUGGAUUUCAGCCUUGCGAAAUAAAUGAACUGAAAGCUGGGACGCAUAUUUUUGCUGUUUAUGGUGAUAAUUUCUUCAGAAGCGCUACUUACACGAUAGAAAUUUUAAGCGGGGAAGCUUUUUCCACUGAGAAGGACAAACUUCGGGAUGUGGAAGCUGAGAUAUUAGCCAAGAGAGUAGAACUGUCCAAGUUUGAGAGUGAAUAUCGAGAGGUUCUGGCACAGUUUACGGAUAUGACAAAAAGAUAUGCAAAAGAAGUGGAGGAAAUCGAUGAGCUUCUAAGGAAAAGAAACACGAUUCAUGAAUCAUACACCACUGUCCCACCGCUAUCGCGGAGCUCAAGUAGCAGCAAGAUAAGAUCUUCCUUCAAGGGAUCUGUAGCAGAGGAACACCCAGCAAAGGAGAAGAAAUCAAGAGAUCGUCCAAGAAAGAAGAAAUGGUUCAAACUCCACUUGAAAGUUGACAAGCGGAAGCCGUGUUGAAGUGUAUAUAGGUCAAAGAUGAUGGUUAGUGGUGAUCAGUAGUUGCAGCUAGCAGUAACAGUAAAAGCUGGCGGUGUUGGCAGGCGGAGGACGACUGUAAUGAUGAUAAUGAUAGAGAAUUUGUAGUGUAUUUGAAAAUCGAUUGAAUCUAAUAGUUUUCAAAUAUAUCAAAAUUGAAUUAGAUGAUGAAUUCAAA